UUCCUCUUCCUCUCCCCAGAUGACAUCAGACACUACUAUGGUGAGGGUCAGGCGCUCUACUUUGGCUUCCUGGAGUACUUCACCUUCGCCCUGGUGCCUAUGGCUCUCAUUGGCGUGCCUUACUACCUGUUUGACUGGGAGAACUACGACAAAUACGUCGUCUUCGCUGUGUUCAACUUGGUCUGGUGCACCGUUAUCCUGGAGUUAUGGAAGCGCUUCAGCACGUCUCUAGCCUACAGCUGGGGCACGCUGAGCAGGAAGAAGGCCUUUGAAGAGCCGCGGCCCGGGUUCCACGGCGUGCUGGGCUUCAACCCGGUGACGGGCCGCGAGGAGCCCCUCUACUCCAACACCAAGAGGCAGCUGCGCGUCUACCUGGUGUCGCUGCCCUUCGUGCUGCUCUGCCUCUACCUGUCGCUCUACGUCAUGAUGAUCUACUUCCUGAUGGAGGGCUGGGCGCUGUCCGUCCACGACGAGGAGCCCACCUUCUGGACGGGGGUCCUGCUGUUCAUCCCCAGUAUUAUCUAUGCUGUCGUCAUAGAGAUCAUGAACCUGGUCUACAGAUAUGCUGCCGAGUUCCUCACUGAGUGGGAGAACCACAGGCUGGAGUCUUCCUAUCAGAAUCAGCUGGUCCUCAAAGUAUUAGUAUUCAACUUCUUCAACUGCUUCGCCUCGCUCUUCUACAUCGCCUUCGCGAUGCAAGACAUGGCGCUGCUCAGGCAGAGUCUGGCCACAUUGUUGAUCACCAGUCAGAUCCUGAAUCAGGUCAUGGAGGCCUUCCUGCCCUACUGGCUCCAGAGGAGGCGCAACAAGAAGAUGAUGCGUAAGGUCCAGAAGAGAAAAGCCGUGGCUGAGGCAGAGCUGCCUCUGGCUGAGCAGGUCCGGCUGGAGGCCGACAUGAGCACCUACUUGGGCACCUUCGACGACUACCUGGAGUUGUUCCUGCUGUUUGGAUACGUCAGUCUGUUCUCCUGCGUCUACCCUCUGGCUGCUGUGCUGGUGGUGCUGAACAACAUCACAGAGGUGUACUCUGAUGCCUUCAAGAUGUGCCGCGUGUUCAAACGGCCCUUCUCUGAGCCGGCAGCCAACAUCGGAGUCUGGCAGCUAGCCUUUGAGGCUAUGAGCGUGAUCGCCGUGGUGACCAACUGCUCUCUGAUCGGCAUGUCUCCACAAGUCAAGGCUUACUUCCCAGAGUCAGAGACGCAGCUCAUACUGUGGACUGUGGCUAUUGAG
Messenger RNA from Notothenia coriiceps (black rockcod), 1230 nucleotides. It is a transcript of the gene ano10a, whose product is annotated as anoctamin 10a. Gene Ontology annotation, biological process: chloride transmembrane transport. Gene Ontology annotation, molecular function: chloride channel activity. The record is from RefSeq and is a predicted model, not a curated record. Gene Ontology annotation, cellular component: plasma membrane. The transcript is spliced from 7 exons. NCBI's taxonomy places the organism in Eukaryota, Metazoa, Chordata, Actinopteri, Perciformes, Nototheniidae. The annotation marks the transcript as partial.